This is a messenger RNA of Carassius carassius (crucian carp), 1598 nucleotides long. RefSeq lists its product as uncharacterized. Bases 252 to 1250 code for a protein of 332 amino acids. Gene Ontology annotation, cellular component: nucleus; cytosol. The record is from RefSeq and is a predicted model, not a curated record. NCBI's taxonomy places the organism in Eukaryota, Metazoa, Chordata, Actinopteri, Cypriniformes, Cyprinidae. Gene Ontology annotation, molecular function: calcium-dependent protein binding. The transcript has 5 exons.
UUUCCAGCCAAUCAGAAGACGAAGUGUGGUUGGCAAAUUAUGAAUGUCAGGUGUAAUCCGCAAUCUGAAAGUCGAGGAUGGAUUUGAUUAACUGAAGUUAAAUUAAUAGCACUUCGAAACUGAACAUUUUAUUGUAUCCGACAGGUGCAUGCCCUCUGGCCAAGACAGUUUUAUGUCUCCUGCUUGGAUAUAGCUGACCAGACACUCCUUUUUCCUCUUUCAAUCCUGACCGACUCCAGUUAAAAAAAAAUAUGUCUGAUUAUUCAUCUUUUCAUUUAAAACCACUAUCAGGAUAUUCACACAUGGUGUUCUCCAAACAGCAGUACAAUGCCAUUAGCCCUUUUUACAACAUACAGUUACACAUUUCCCAUAAAGGAGCCAGAGCACGUAAAAGACGGCUGGAUGAUUCCUAUUUCGAUGAGACCUGCGAGACCCCCCUGAAAAGACAGUGCAUCACAAGAACAUUUUCCCUGGAUCAGGGAUGCUUUUCUGUGGACUUCCUAACUAGAGUCCAGGAAUGGAGACCUAUGCAGCCAAUAAUAUCAAAAGCCAUCACACUGCCUCGGUCAAAGGUCAAUCAGCCUGUGACCCCUGUCGUGUCCAUCCCUCUGUCCAAGUGCAAACAGAACUGGAUAGAUCAAGGUCGGGAGAGCCGGUCUCCCUCCCAGAUACCGGCUCUUAAAUGGGACAGAGAGGUUCCUGUGGUUGAGAUAUCAUUGCGUGCGUCUCUAAAUUUUGAUAUUUGCAGUUCGGCUUCUUUAGAUGGCUCUCAGGGGCCUGUGAAAGAUGAGGUCCGGGAGGUUUCGUGUGAUCUUAUCCCAGUCUGUGAAUUAAAAUCCCACAUCGCACCCCCAGAAACUGUUGUCCCGGUGAAAGAGGAGGAAGGAGUGUCUGUCAGUCAACAGGCAGAGCCCAAGGUGACUCAGGGAAAUGAAGAAACCACCGCAGAGAGCUUUGAGAGUGCACAGGUCCAGGUGAAGUCUGAGGUGAUUGAUCCAGACAACACAAAGACCACCAGCAAACCUCUGGUGUUUUAUGAAGAGGAGUGGGAGAGACGGAAGAAGACGUAUGUUGAGUCUGUAAAAAGACAUAUGAAAGAAAAAGGAGCAGCAAACGGUGUCAUCACUGAGCUCCAUACUUUGAUGAAUACUGUGGCCAGUCACCAAACUGGAGGGAAUGGACCACACUGGCAACACCCGUCAGACCUCACACAGAGAGCCCCUCCACUAGAGGGAGGCUUCAGACUCUAAAAUGCUAAAUGUACAAAACCCUAAGUUCCUAUAAAGGAUACCAGGGUCUGCUCUGUUUGAAAAGAGUGCCUUCUGUCAUCUAAUGAAUAGUUAAGUUAAUUCAUUUCAGUGUAAUUGUAAAAAUGUAUUUUGCUGUGAAAAGUUUAAUCAUUUUUAAAGUAAACCUCAAAAUACUUUUAUAUUUUUAGCAGUAUUUUAACUUGAACAUUUACUGGAUUGAAGUAAAUUGGGUUUGCUUAAUUUAUAUAAUCUUUAGAAAAGUUAUGUUAAAAUGUCACUAUCAAAUGUGAUCCAUCAGGUUCUCAAUCAUCAUUGGAUUGCAUUGUUUUGCCUCCACAAUAAAAACUA